UAUUAUAUGGGAAAUUAUCAGUCAUCGAGUUAUUUUAAAUAAUGCUUUUCUGUCUCUCGUACGCUUUGUGUGGUGAUUGAAUAGAAAACACAGCGCGAUGUAUUGCGUAAUGGCAAUAGACCAGCAGGAGUAAAGAUCGUUUGUCUGCAGUUGUAUAUCAAACACUAGUGAUAUUAGUGUCAAACAUAUGAGGCAUCGUUUGGCAGGUAGUGAUUUUAUUGUUUGAUUAAAAUGAACCACAUGUAUUUUAUUGUAUUUUUUAUCUAUAUUUUGUUUGUUGUUUUUAGUAUUAAGGACUUGCUGGUUGCCUGAAUAUCACUAAAACAAGAUAAAGGAUGGUAGAGGUAUUGUUUAUUUUAUUAUUUUUAAAGGGUUUAUAAAGUUUUAAUUGUUUUAUGACUAUUGAUAUGAAGGUUGAAUGUAAAUCUGGGCUUCUCUGUUUUAUUUAUUUAGUAAUGGAUUGUGUUUUCCCUUGCAGGGAUGCACGGUUACCGUUUAUUUGAUAUUUAAUUUUCCUUUUAAAGUGUUGUUUCUUUAGGUUGACCAUAUAAGAACUAAGGUCACAAUCAGAGAACAAACCGAAUGAUUUCUAGUUUAUUUAAAGUGUUUAUGUACUUCAUUUGCAGUACCCACUGUUGCUAAUAUUGGUUUUUGUUUCCUUUUGUAGAUUUCAUUUUGACCCAUCGGUGGCUGCGGGGUUGCCUUCACUGGUGGAUGAUGGUGUGGUGGUUUGGUCACUCUUAUGUCUUUUUCUUUAGGUCUGCAGUGUGAUUUGCUGUGAGUGGAUUGCAGUGCGAGCACAUUUGUCUAACACAUUAUCUUCACACGAAUAGGUAACCUGUGGCCAUCCGGGGGUCGCUCUGUUUUAUUUUGUUUUAUUUCUUUUGAUUUCUUUGUGGGUAUCUGCAUUGGAGAUUUGCGUUACAUCCUAUUGUCUCUAUUUGUUUGAAUAAAAAUGUUGUUGAGUUAAAACUUCACCACUGCCUUGUGCCUGGUCAUUUACCACCUUUUAUGGGGUACCUGUAGGUUACAAUUGGCGUAGUCGGCAAACAUCUCUGUUGGCGAAGGUGGUUGUGAAGUUUUGUUAGUUUUUUUUAAAUAAUAAACGGUAAUCGUGCAUGAGGUUGAUCAUCAGACUCUGCAUCAUUGGACUUCACUUCGUGGGACCUCUAUCACUUUUUUUUUCCCUGAACUUUGUCAAAUUUGUCAACAGAGAUGGAACAAGAACUAUUAGACUUGCGGGAGCAGAUACGGCAGCUGCAGGCUCAAAAUGAGCAGCUGACGAGAGAGAAUCCCCCCUCCAGUAGCAAUGCUUCUAACCAACGGCCCCCUUCUAUGACUAAUGCUAAUUCUUCAUCUCCAGUGUCUUUGAGUAGGGUAUUUUAUGUUCCACGAGAAAGGAAAUGCCCACGGUUUUAUGGGAAUAUGGACUCCACAUUAAGCGUUGAGGACUGGACUGAAGAGGCCAAGGUGUGUAUUGAGGGCAGGGGUUGGUCUGAUAAAGAGAAGGUUGUGUUUUUGCUUGAUCAUCUGGGGGGGGAAGCUAGAAUGGAGAUAAAACUCCGUCCACAAGCUACUAGGGAAACUCCAGAAUCUGUUUUUGAUAUUUUAAGAGACUUGUAUGGGGGGAAACAGACAUUUGUACAACUACAACAGAGGUUUUUUGAACGAAAACAGAAAGAGGGUGAAUCAUUGACUGAAUUUUCCCAUGCUUUAAUGUCUUUAAUGGACUUGAUUCUUUGUGGUAAUCCAGAAAGUGUUCCGAACUCUGAUAGGGUUCUUCGUGAUCAGUUUAUGGAACAUGUUCGAGAUGUGAUGCUGAAACGUGAAUUAAAACGAUUAGUACGGGAGAAGCCAUCUUCUACUCUACUGGAGGUUCGAAGUGAAGCUCUUAGGUGGGUGGAAGAGGGAAACGGGGAAAUAGCUGCUUCACGUGUUCAGCCAUGGUGCAAUUUGACUCAAGGCCGAGUAGUUGAGCAUGAGCCUAAAGUUAAAUUUCAUGAGUCUACAGAGUUAAAAGAGGUUAAAGAGAUGUUGAGGCAGCAACAGAUACAAAUAACUGAACUUACCCAACGUUUUGAUAGUUUAAUGUCUCAAAAGAAUGAGUUCUCUGUUACCUCAACUAGACAAAAUAGUUCACGACGAUGUCUUCGUUGUAAUAAGGUUGGGCAUAUAGCUAGACAUUGUCGACAACCUUGGCCUAUAGAGUCGAACCCUAGAACACCCCAAGUAAAUGUAAAUGAAACUUCAGUGGAGGAGCAUGAUAGUGUGGCAUCCCCUACAGUUCUGAGUCAAACUGUUAAUAAUAGUGAAGUUUCACAGUCACCCGUCUGCCCUACUAUUUUACAACGUCUUGUGGGCAAAUGUCCCAUUGUAACUGUGCUUAUGGGUGGGGUUGAGAUUUCUUGUUUAUUAGAUACAGGGUCAAUGGUUACUACUGUAACAGAGUCAUUUUUUGAGAAGCAUUUUCAACAAUUGGGAGUAGAUGUACUGAAAAAAUGUAGUUGGCUCCAAUUAAAAGCAGCUAAUGGUCUUGAAAUACCAUAUGUGGGAUACUUGGAAGUGGACGUGACCGUAUUGGGGCAAACUCUUCCUAGACAAGGUAUUUUGGUUGUGAAAGAUCCUGUUGAUGCUGGGUUUCAUCAGCGGAAAGAGCUGACCCCAGGUCUUUUAGGUAUGAAUGUGAUUGGUCAAUGUUAUAAUGAUCUAUUUGAAAAACAUGGCACAGCACUAUUCUCAGUCCCACAGGUCAGGCAGGCAGAGAUAGGCUGGAAAGAUGCCUUGUCUCAGUGUCAGCGAGCAGAUGAUGCCCCUUUUCCUGGAUUUAUUGGUUACGUGAGAGUGCAGUCCCUCCAUCCGGUUCAGAUUCCAGCUGGGACCAUGAGGUUAGUACCUGCAUUGUGCCCUAAGAGUAUAAAAAGUUGUACCACCUUUGUUUUAGAACCUUUAGGUCCCAGUGAUGGGGGGUUGCCUCCUGGGGUGUUAAUAUCACCGGCCUUAGUUCAAUGUACACAAGGUAUAGUUCAGAUACCAGUGGUCAAUGUUGGUACAGAAGCUUUAUAUUUGCCACCAAGAAUAAGAUUGGGUAGUUUGGCUAGUGCAGAGGUAGUUAUUAAAUCAGAACAGGACAUUGUGUUCAAAGCAGAUUUACAAUCUGACCCUAAUACAGUGAUUGUACAAUGUCAAGCCAUUACCAUAACUUCAAGCAUUGAUGUUCAAGGGCUAAAAUUGCAGGGGCUGUCAGGGACUGAGGAGGAGGCAGUUGGGAGAUUAUUAACAAGAUAUUCUGAUGUUUUUUCUAAGCAUGAUGGUGAUUUGGGGUGUACAAAUUUAAUUGAUCAUCAAAUCCCACUAGUGGAUGAUACACCAGUACGUCAGCGAUAUCGUAGAAUUCCUCCCAGCCAGUUUGAGGCCGCAAAGGCACACAUUAGGCAGUUGUUGGACAGUCAAGUCAUUAGGGAGAGUUGUAGCCCAUAUGCAUCACCCAUUGUGUUGGUGAAGAAGAAGGAUGGCUCACUGAGGAUGUGUGUUGAUUAUCGCCAGCUCAAUUCUAGGACUCGCAAGGAUGCCUACCCCUUACCAAGGAUAGAGGAGUCGCUUGAUGCCUUGACUGGAGCAAAGUGGUUUUCGACAUUAGAUCUGGCAAGUGGAUAUAACCAGGUGCCAGUAGCUGAAACUGAUCGUUUUAAGACUGCCUUUUGCACCCCAUUUGGCCUUUUUGAAUUUAAUAGGAUGCCCUUUGGAUUAUGUAAUGCCCCAAGUACUUUUCAAAGGCUAAUGGAGAGAAUUUUUGGCGACCAGAGUUUUCAGUCUUUAUUGCUGUACUUGGAUGAUGUGAUUGUUUUUUCAGCAACUGUCGAGCAACAUCUUCAGCGACUUGAGUUGGUGCUAGAACGACUGCGACAACAGAAUUUAAAGAUAAAGCUGAGUAAGUGCCAUUUCUUUCAGCCAGAGGUCUGUUAUUUGGGGCAUGUGGUCUCGUCUACGGGCGUCAGUACAGAUCCGGAAAAGACAUCUGCGGUAGCUAAGUGGGUUCGCCCGAAAAAUCUUCAAGAACUUCGAUCCUUUCUCGGCUUUGCAAGCUAUUAUCGGCGGUUUGUGAAGAAUUUUUCUUGUAUUGCUGGACCCUUGAAUACGUUGGUGGCAGAAGUGAUCAGGGGAAAGAAAACCAAGCGGCCAAAGAUUGAUCUAGGGACUAAAUGGACUGAGUCAUGUGAAAAUGCAUUUCAAACUCUUAAAGCAGCUUUAAUCAAUGCCCCAGUGCUAGCUUAUGCUGAUUUUAGUAAGUCCUUUAUCCUGGAUAUUGAUGCAAGUCACCAAGGUCUAGGAGCAGUUCUAUCGCAGGAAGAGGGAGGCAAGUACAGGCCAGUUGCAUUUGCCAGCCGAGGUUUGCGACCCUCAGAACGUAACAUGCAGAAUUACAGCUCCAUGAAACUGGAAUUUUUGGCUCUAAAGUGGGCUGUUACUGAAAAAUUCAGAGAGUAUCUACUUGGUCAGAAAUGCCUGGUGUAUACAGACAAUAACCCACUCAGUCAUCUGCGCACCGCAAAAUUGGGGGCGUUGGAACAACGAUGGGCUAACCAGCUUGCGGAUUUUGAUUUGGAAAUUAAGUAUAAGCCUGGACGGUCCAAUGUGAAUGCUGAUGCUCUGUCUAGAAAAACUGCUGCACCUGUAGCCGAACUGGCAAUGACUACUGUAAUACCAAGAGAGUUAUAUCAAUGUGCUCAGAACUGUCAACAUGUUGCAAGUGAAACCAUUUCUGUUUUCCCCGAACAACCGAGAGAAGAUCUUAGCAAGCUACAAGAAUCUGAUGCAGUUAUUGGACGAUUUCUUGUUUAUUGGGAUCGGCAAAGACCACCAGAUGCACAGGAGAGGGCGUCAGAGCCAUCGGAAGUACUUGAAUUAGUACGGCAGUGGGGAAAGCUGAUUAAGAUAGAGGCAGUGUUAUAUCGCCGUUUUUUCCCACAAGAUGAACAUCGAGAAAUCCGUCAAGUUGUAUUGCCAGCCGCCCUCAGAGAAAGGGUCCUUACAAGUUUGCAUGAUGAUCACGGCCAUCAAGGGAUUGAAAGAACAACAAGCUUAGUGAGAACUCGAUGUUAUUGGCCUGGUAUGUUCAAGUUCAUUGAGGAAUGGUGUAAGAGAUGCCAACGUUGCACCUUAGCGAAAGUGGUACGACCAAAAGUACGUAGUUUUAUGGGGCACUUGACGGCGGAGAGGCCAUUGGAUAUACUGGCUAUUGAUUUCACCUUGCUGGAACCUGCAUCAAAUGGACUUGAAAAUGUACUGGUCAUGACGGACGUGUUUUCAAAAUUCACGCAAGCCAUUCCGACAAGGGAUCAAACAGCAUCAACAGUGGCACGGGUCUUGGUAGAACGUUGGUUCUACUUAUUUGGAGUACCACGACAAAUCCACUCAGAUCAGGGGCGGUGCUUUGAAAGUAGACUGAUUCAAGAGUUAUGUAGGCUGUAUGGCAUUUCAAAAACUCGUACAACACCUUAUAGACCACAAGGAAAUGGGCAAUGUGAACGCUUUAAUAGAACAAUGCAUGAUUUGCUGCGUACUCUGCCCCCGGAAGAAAAAUGCCAUUGGCCAGACCAUCUUGCCCAGGUAGUAUACGCUUAUAAUACCACGGAGCAUCAAGUUACUGGACACAGUCCUUAUGUACUUAUGUUUGGACAGGAACCACAUCUACCCCUUGACAUUAUAUUAGGAUUGGAUAGUCAGACCCAGAGUGAAGUGGAUUGGGUAGUGGACCACAAAGAUAAUCUGGAACGGAUGUUUAAUAAGGCUCGAGCCCGCCUAAAGUCUGCCGCAGAGCAUCGUGCCCGAUUGAAUGAUUCUAAGGUGUCCCAUGAAAAAUUACAAGAAGGCCAGGUGGUGUAUCAGAGAGCUCAUAACAUAAAAGGCAGGAAUAAGAUCCAGGAUGCCUGGGAUGCUACUCCCUAUAAAGUGGUCCGAUGCCCAGAUGAACACGGAGCAGUCUACUCCAUUGUUCCGUUGGAAGGAGGUGGUAAUCUUCGACAUAUUCACCGUUGUGAAUUGCGACCAGCUUAUAUUUCAUUGGAUGAUCCUGGACUCUUGAAUUUAGGGGACCGUCAUGAAAUCUUUGGAGACAGAGAUGAGGAGAAUGUCAUUGUGGCCCUAGCACCUGAGGAUGUCAUUACUCAAGAUAAAGUUAAUAUGCCUCAACCUCUGUUAGAUGAUGCCUAUCAAGAUGUUUCUAAAGACCAUCAGCCCCCACAACAACUGGAAGUGGUAGUAAGACGAACCAAGAGGCCGACAGCUGGGUCCCACUCAAAUCCACAUCGUCUCCCUCGGCCAGUAUGUGCUAAUGAAGUCCAGCUAAGUGAUCAGCUUGCUCUUCCUAUGAUAAGACUGUCUAACAAUGGGCCUAAUGUAAUGUUCCGUCCUUGGUUGUAGUGUUCUAAAGUAAUCGACGGGACGUCGAUUUAAAUCUAGGGGGUAGAUUGUAACGGGUGUGUUUUGGGAACUACAAAUCCCAUCACCCUUAGUGCUAUAAAAGGAAGUGGUAUGAUUCGUUCUUUCACUUCCUCCUUUGGUCCUUCCGCUAAUCCAUGAAAGGUAGCUACGACAAAGCUAAGAAAACACAGCGCGAUGUAUUGCGUAAUGGCAAUAGACCAGCAGGAGUAAAGAUCGUUUGUCUGCAGUUGUAUAUCAAACACUAGUGAUAUUAGUGUCAAACAUAUGAGGCAUCGUUUGGCAGUAUUAAGGACUUGCUGGUUGCCUGAAUAUCACUAAAACAAGAUAAAGGAUGGUAGAGGGAUGCACGGUUACCGUUUAUUUGAUAUUUAAUUUUCCUUUUAAAGUGUUGUUUCUUUAGGUUGACCAUAUAAGAACUAAGGUCACAAUCAGAGAACAAACCGAAUGAUUUCUAGUUUAUUUAAAGUGUUUAUGUACUUCAUUUGCAGUACCCACUGUUGCUAAUAUUGGUUUUUGUUUCCUUUUGUAGAUUUCAUUUUGACCCAUCGGUGGCUGCGGGGUUGCCUUCACUGGUGGAUGAUGGUGUGGUGGUUUGGUCACUCUUAUGUCUUUUUCUUUAGGUCUGCAGUGUGAUUUGCUGUGAGUGGAUUGCAGUGCGAGCACAUUUGUCUAACACAUUAUCUUCACACGAAUAGGUAACCUGUGGCCAUCCGGGGGUCGCUUUGUCUUUUAUUUGGUUUAUUUCUUUUUGAUUUCUUUGUGGGUAUCUGCAUUGGAGAUUUGCGUUACAUCCUUAUGUCUCUAUUUGUUUGAAUAAAAAUGUUUUUGAGUUAAAACUUCACCACUGCCUUGUGCCUGGUCAUUUACCACCUUUUAUGGGGUACCUGUAG
Molecule: messenger RNA, 7331 nt
Organism: Misgurnus anguillicaudatus (oriental weatherfish)
Lineage: Eukaryota; Metazoa; Chordata; Actinopteri; Cypriniformes; Cobitidae
Source: RefSeq, a predicted model, not a curated record